AGUGUAUAUAAAGACUUGUCAACUAUCCAGUUUUUUUUUUUCUUUUUUAAGCAAUAAAACCUCAGUCUGAAUGUUUAAAACUGCAUUUUACGCCACUGGACGUUACCAAUAGUUUUACUUCCAGCAUAGUUUUAUAUGUACAUAUGGUUUACAUAAACACUUUCUUACUGAACAUUAGCAGUUAUGAGAGGUACGUAGUGGCCUCCUCAACCCUACAGCCUUUCUGUUAGACAUACGCUUUGUGUCCGUCUGAAGGGCUGGGUUUGUUCUGCGCAAGCGUGGACCGCCAAGCGUCUGUUUCCACGGUAACAUUUCAGCAAACGAAACGGUCCCUGACAUUGAACGGCUCAUCUUUCGAUGUUUAUAGCAGGUUGGUAAAAAAAAAAAAAAAUUCUGGAGCAGAUCAUUGGAUUUGUGUACGAGGUAACGUUAAUAUUUUGAUGCCGUGGCAACGAUUUACGUUAUUUCGGCGUUUACAUCACAGCAUUGGUUAAUUUACACCGCUAAUUUGGGAGGUUCUUAAAGAACCGAGUGAACUAUUAACAUUUCACGGCCAAUAACGUCGCUAGAUAAAUUAAAAUCAAUUGUGUUUUCACCUCUCCUUAAUGUUGAUUCUGUGACAUUAGCCUUGAAGUCGAUCGUCAUAAAAGCCAGAACAACAACGUCAUAAGCUGAACGGGCCUAAGGGACUGGAACAGACAAAAGUCAAAUUCGACAUGAACAAUGACUAGUCCACGGAAUAAUGUGCCCGCUUUAGCUCUAAUGUGGGACUCCACAACUAAGAGUUUGGUGCGAGAGGAGUACCAGCGAGAGCUCCAUGUGAGAACUGACCUCAUCUCUGCUGCUAAAUCUAAACAACAUGAUGCGACUGACAUUGAAGAACCAGAUAAUUGUGGUGUUUAUGAUAGUCUGGAUCUGAAACCAAGAAAAAUUCAAGGACAACGUGACCUUCUGAGGGAAUCUUCCCCUGAGGAUGAGUACGCCGACUUGCGCUACAACCCAAACUGGAGGAAGAAUCUGGAAGGGGAUCAUUUUCUCAACCAGCUAAAUACGAGACAUUCUCCCGACUCUUUUGAGGAGUCUGAAGACAGUCUUGAACCCUUGGAGAAAGUUUGUCUAGGUGGCAGGCAAGAAUAUGUCGUUGUCAGUAAUCCACCCUCUACUCAGAUGGACAGUGCUUUAUCCCCAACACCUUCAUCUCCUUUCCACCUGCACCCACAACAGGAAGACAUUCUCAAUUCCCCCGAAUCAAAAAGUUCUUGCAUGUCCUCUGAAGGCGCGCCGCAGGAUAAUGUAAAGCAUCUGAAUGUCAAAUCAGUUCCUCCCCAGAAGAGAAGCUCUCGACAUCCUUCUAAUCCCAGGCCAGGGAGAGCUAGAGAAGACAUUGUGGAACGUAAUAAAGCAACUCUUGGUAUCAACACACAUAAGCAGGGGUCUUACCUAAAAGCUCGUCAGCAGGAAGAUAAAACAGUUGAAACAAAGCAACCCAGGCAAACCUCCUACGAGACUAUCAGCACUCAUAGCCCGGAGAGUCAAGACAAUGUCUCGGAUCCCGAGCUGAUGUGGCUCCAAAAAACACAAAGACUGAAGCAGAGCCAUAAAGAAAAGAAGGAACUGAAGAGGAGGGAGCGAUCCAGCAACCAACAAAAUCAGCUCAAGCCAGCUGAAUCCAAACCCAGAGCGCACCUUGAACCCCUUACAGAGAGACACAUCAUCAGCGCAGAUCACCUGCCACAGGACUCUGAGGAAGCUUACACCCAUGACCCACCACAACACCAGUCCGGACAUCCAUCUCACACUCAUGCUCCACCGAACCUCAACCUUAACAUAAACGUCCACACACCUGCCAACCACACACAACCACUGAAUAUUUCCCAGAAAGAGACCCUAUUUACUCUUGUUUCUCAAGCUCUGCAAUGGAAUAGGACUGAUCUAUUUAACCCACCCAUUUUACAACAAGGUUAUCCAUUUUACCCUUAUGUGCCUCCUAAUUCAGUAGGGCGGAUGGGAUUGGCUCCAAAAACUGUUGUAUCCUCACCAGCCCUCAAGUCUGGAGUGGUACAAGCCGUGGACAGAAGUGUUGCUCAGUGGCAUGCUGGGAAACCUACUCCCAAUACAUUUGAGAAGACAUCAUUCAAGAAUCACAACAGACUCAGGAUACCAGUGCUAAAAUUGCCCAUGUCUUCUCAAGUGGAGGCCAGCCACUAUCCGCCUGAGUUUUUGCCCAUUGAUGAGGAGAGCGUGGAACCCCGUGCGCUCCCAACACAAAUCUCUGGUCCGUACACAGUGCUGCCCCCUAUAGCCCAAGCUAACUGCAGCGAAACUGAACUCUGCUCGGAUAGAUCAGAUCAGCAGUUGAAUCCAAUCCAAAGAAGCAGCUCAGAAGGUUACCUUUCACAGAUGGAAAAGCACAGACAGCUGAAGGCAAAUUCAAAUUAUAAGGCUUAUACACUAAAGGACUACAAAAACAUGAAACAGGAGGUGAAACUUGGAGGUCUUGGACCAACAAACACAAUACCAGAAGCUGUGGCAGAGAAAAUUAGACGGCAGAAGCUGUAUUCAAAUGUGAUCCGCGAACAGAACAAGAAGAUAAGUAGGAUUCCCUCUCUGUCCGCCAAGGACCCAGUGGGCAGUGACAAUAAGGACACCGUUCCCAGGAGGAAGGCUUUAGAAUAUGCCAAAAAUAUCGCAAAGCCCAAACCCCCUCCAAAGCCAAAAGAUACACCCAGAGAGCAGAACGUGAGCGCACAACCUCAAUAUCCACAGGAAAUGGACCCAUUCAAUUUGGCCACUUUGGAGAUGUUGAGACGGCACGAGGAAGAGAAAUGUGCCGUGGCUCGCUUCAGAACCAUUCCCGCCAUUUAAUCUAGAGCCUUUAUUCACUAAAAAGCAACAUGUACAUGAGUUAUAUCAAUUGCACUUCUGUAGAAUCCCUAUUUUUCCUUGCUUUAACUCUUGUGUGUUGAUGUUGUGUGUACUGUAUAUGCAUAACACUCAAUGUAAUCCUGCUCAGUUGCACAGCACUGGAAGUGGAACAGGUGUUUAGCACAUAAUCAACUGUGUACUCAUUUUAAUUGUUCAAUAUAAAGAAAUCUCGAAUGAAAUGCUGUGGGGUUUUGUUUGCAUUAUCCUGCUAUUUUUCCCCUUGUUUCAAUAGGUCUGUGCACGAGAGCACCGAUCUCUUCAAGCACACCUGGAUGCACCGUUAACCCAGUGUAACAUGCCGUUUUCUGUCAGUUCCCGGCUAUUAGUCUGAUUAUAUCCACUUUCGCCUGCCCUUUUCUUUCACCAAGAGAAAAAAAUAGGUCAAAUAAGGAUGACACUUUGAAGCCUCCCUUAUUAGAGCCCACAAACUUGUUUUCUGUAUUUUAAAGUGAUAAUUUUCCCCCUAAAACAAGCUCAAGCACCUAUUUCUUUAAUGGAGGCUUUAGAUCGUUAUCAAAGAGCUAUUUACUCCUAUGUAAUAUUUUAAUUAGAUUAUAGCCUCUAUUUAACCCAUCAUGUCUGCUUUGAUACUCUGUGUUUUCAGUGUUAAGCCUCAGAGGCGAGGCUAAUAAAUGCUGGACCUUUUGAA
Messenger RNA from Carassius auratus (goldfish), 3574 nucleotides. Its product is annotated as jhy protein homolog. The coding region runs from base 724 to 2865 and encodes 713 amino acids. Gene Ontology annotation, biological process: axoneme assembly. NCBI's taxonomy places the organism in Eukaryota, Metazoa, Chordata, Actinopteri, Cypriniformes, Cyprinidae. The record is from RefSeq and is a predicted model, not a curated record. The transcript is spliced from 8 exons.